This is a messenger RNA of Salvelinus fontinalis (brook trout), 8792 nucleotides long. RefSeq lists its product as uncharacterized. The record is from RefSeq and is a predicted model, not a curated record. Gene Ontology annotation, biological process: cell differentiation. NCBI's taxonomy places the organism in Eukaryota, Metazoa, Chordata, Actinopteri, Salmoniformes, Salmonidae.
GAGUGGUGCAGUGUGUGUCGUGUGGCAGUGCUUUGCCUCGAUCUCUUCACAGCACAUCCUCCUCUCCUCUCCUCCUCCUCCUUAUUCCUUGACACACCUCUAAUAGAGGAGCGACCGGGAGCCGUUUUUAACCAUCGCUGGAGUGGGAUAACACACACACCUCAGCCUCAGUCAUGGUGUUCAUCAGCUUGGCACUCAAAUCUGUCCUGAAGUACUUCAACAGGAACAACAGCGCUGUCAGACUGGACGAGGACAAAAAGUGGUCGGUACACUACACUUCCCAGAAGCCUCAGCAGGAGACACGGCCCUCUUGUGUGGAUGACCGCCGUUCCGUACUAAGAGUCAACCGGGUCAUCGCCAGAUGAGGACCUGUCGGCAUAUUCAUCCAGACCACCACCGAGCCCCCCUACGAACAGUUACGAACCCAUCGAUGACACAGUUAACGGGUAUGACGUCACGGCUAACAGCUGUGACCUCACAGUCGCCGAGGAGACAGAGUGGACUAAGCCCCUCCCCCUGCCGACACCAGAGGAGAAGAUGAGGCAGCAGGCGCAGGCCAUCGCUGCUGAAAUAGUACCCAUCAACAUCACUGGUGAAGGUUUUGAGCGCCAGGCUAGUUUCCGGCGAGCGUUAGCCAACACAGACACUCUGAUCCGUCAACCCCGGAACAAACUAACACGCCGCAAGACCAUCGCCGGGAUACCUGGUGACGUCACCAGAGAUCUGGAACAUGAACCUCACGAAGAGCCAGGGUGUGGUGGAUCAGUGGUUUUGCCUGGUCAGUACUCUACUCUGGGCCGAACCGGCAGUGUCAACACAGCCCUGCUACAGCGUUCUCUCGCACAAGGCCCACACACCCAAUCACUCACGCCCUCACACACCCAGGAGGCCGGCCUGUUGGAGGAGGAAAGGGUAGAAGAGAGGAGAAUGGUGGAAAGAAGAGAGGAGGAAAGGGAGGAGGAGAGGAGAGUGGAGGAGAGGAGAUUAGAGGAAAGGGAGGAGGAGAGGAGAAUGGACGAGAGGAGAGAGGAGGAAAGGGAGGAGAAGAGGAGAAUGGACGAGAGGAGAGAGGAGGAAAGGGAGGAGGAGAGAAGAGAGGAGGAAAGGGAGGAGGAGAGGAGAGUGAUGAAACCUUCAGUGCGUCGGAUCCGAGCCCAGAGAGGACAGGGUAUCUCUUCUCUGAUGGCCUCUCUCACCCCGACCCUCACCCCUAACCCCUCCCUCACGCCUUACCUCAGCCUCACGCCCUCCUCUUCCGUGGGCAGUGUCUCCCUGGGGGGUGAAGAUGGAGGAGAGGGGUUCUGCAGCCUCCCCCGUCAGAACAUCCUGUCCUCCCUGAGCUCUGAUUGCAGCUGCCUCAGCACCCCCUACAGGACAUUCUGCCAUACGACAUCCUGCUCUAUGGAUCAUGAGUUCCUGAGCCAGUCAGGGGAGGGUCAGAGCACCUUACUCGAGGAGGACUGGAGCUACGAGCCCCUCUUACCCUCCAGCCACUCCUCCCCCCUACAUCCUUUCACCUCCAUCUCCACCUCUUGUCAGACCGACUGCGUUUCCCUCUGCUCCGAGUCCCACGGCCACGGCUGCGUUUCCCUCUGCUCCGAGUCCCACGGCCACGACUGCAUUUCCCUCUGCUCCGAGUCCCACGGCCACGGCUGCGUUUCUGCCGACUACGCUACCGGCAGCAACCGCAGUCCCCACGGUAACCGGGACCACCGCGGUCUCCAUGGACACAGCCGUAACCUGUCAGGCAGUAUCUCUCUGAGGAAGUCAAAGAGGCCUCCCGCUCCCCCCACGCGCUCUACCUCACUACGGUUUAAACCUAGCCGGGGGAAAAAACUGCGCUACAACUACAACAAUGACACUGCUGGACCUGGAGAGGUGGCCAUGAAGGGGAGUCUGACCUCCAGCCCUACUCCCCUCUCCCCUCCACUCUCUCCAGGGGUGUUCGAGGACCCAUGGGUCCCCCGCUGUAGCAGUGUGGGCAGGGCAGGUGCUGAUACAGACAGCCAGAUCAACCAUGUCCCUCACUUCCACAGCUUCCACCAACAGCCCAACCCUGGUCAGGAACAAAACUACCCUGCUAGCCCUUGCCAGCAGCAUCCUCACCCAUCUGUCCCCCGCUCAGCCAGUGCUGGAGGGGUGAGCCUGCUUAUGGGACUUAAAAUGGCUGCCUCUUCUCCUAAGAUGUCCGCCACUGCAGGGAGACUCCAGCGGCUGGCAUCUUCCACCUCCAGUGGAUACUCCAGCGAGUGCAACACCCCAACCCUCUCCUCACCCCUCACACCCUCCUCACCCCAAACACCCUCCUCACCCCUCAUCUCCUCCUCCUCCCUCCACCUCACCUCCUCUUCCUCCCUUCCCAGAACAAGUUCUAGCCCAGGGGGAGGAGGGCCAAGACCCCCCAUCCCAGAGAGAAAGUCCUCUCUCCUCUCCUCCCCCUUCUCCUCCUUUUCCUCUACCUCCUCCCUCUCUUCCUACACCUCCUCCGACUCCAGAUUUCCCCCUCUCCCCUCUCCUCCACCCCUGCCCGGCUCCAACAUUCUACCUCCACCCUACCCAUCCCUCCCUCAAGGACAAUCACUCCCCUCUCCUCUCCCUGAUCUGUGCAUCUCUCCCCCUCUUCCCUCUCCCCCUCCUCUACCUCAGCCAUCCCUCCCCUCUCCCCCUCCUCUACCCCAACCAUCCCUCCCCUCUCCUCCUCCUCUACCCCAACCAUCCCUCCCCUCUCCUCCUCCUCUACCCCAACCAUCCCUCCCCUCUCCUCCUCCUCUACCCCAACCAUCCCUCCCCUCUCCUCCUCCUCUACCUCAACCAUCCCUCCCCUCUCCCCCUCCUCUACCUCAACCAUCCCUCCCCUCUCCUCCUCCUCUACCCCAACCAUCCCUCCCCUCUCCUCCUCCUCUACCCCAACCAUCCCUCCCCUCUCCUCCUCCUCUACCUCAACCAUCCCUCCCCUCUCCCCCUCCUCUACCUCAACCAUCCCUCCCCUCUCCUCCUCCUCUACCCCAGCCAUCCCUUCCCACUCCCCCUCCUCUACCUUCUCCCCCUUCCCUCCCGCCUCCCUUGCAUGCCUGUGCAGUGCGACAGACUCAACGCCACCCCUUCUUUUCACCUAUUACACCUGCCAGUCGGGUGACUUCAUUGCUAGGGUUCCCUGCUCAUCCUUCCUCUGAGCUCACAGAGGAUUCAGACCUGUCAAUCAACAGCCCUCCUCAUCUUCCUCCUCUUCCCGCUCAUCCACCACCUCCUCCCUCUUACACCCACACCCCCCUGCCUCCUUCCCCCCUCCUUCCCCUCCCCAGAGCGUGUCCAGGACACACUCCCCAGCCCCUGAUAACAACCCAAGCCCUUCAGAGAGUCACUCUGUGCUCUACCAAGAGGCUAAACAACCCUCCAUCAUCUAAUAUUGAGCAGAGCCAAGAAAGAAAUAACGCUACUCUAACUAGCAUUAUGCUAACCGACCCUACAUCAGCUAAUAUUGAGCAGGGCCAAGACAUCAAUGAUGCUACUCUAACUAGCAUUAUGCUAACCGACCCUAUAUCAGCUAAUAUUGAGCAGGGCCAAGACAUCAAUGAUGCUACUCUAACUAGCAUUAUGCUAACCGACCCUACAUCAGCUAAUAUUGAGCAGGGCCAAGACAUCAAUGAUGCUACCCUAACUAGCAUUAUGCUAACCAACCACACAUCAGCUAAUGUUGAGUAUAGCCAAGCCAUCAAUGAUGCUUCUUUAACUAGCAUUAUGCUCACCGACCCUAUAUCAGCUAAUAUUGAGCAGGGCCAAGACAUCAAUGAUGCUACUCUAACUAGCAUUAUGCUAACCAACCAUACAUCAGCUAAUAUUGAGCAGGGCCAAGACAUCAAUGAUGCUACCCUAACUAGCAUUAUGCUAACCAAUCAUACAUCAGCUAAUGUUGAGUAUAGCCAAGCCAUCAAUGAUGCUUCUCUAACUAGCAUUAUGCUAACCAAUGCUAAGUCAACCAGUGAUGCCCAGCAUAUUGCAAAGAGCACAGAAGCUAAGCUAAAUGGCAUAACGCUAACCAGAGCCCAGGAGCGAGGGGAGGGCAUGGAUACCAAGCUAACCAGCACUGUGUUAGAGAGUGUAGGAAGGUUUGAUGCCGUGCUUACUGAGACGGAAGAGAGAACCCCAAAGAAGGCUGUUGUGCUCUCUAGGCCACUGAGAACAGUGUUUCAAAGAUCUAGCCCCGCUGCUGAAAACACACGACAGAACGGAGAACCUACGCCUCGACAGGAGACCACAUCCUGCCUCGCCGACGGCCAACCAGAGUACUCAGCGUGGGCAUACACACCCACACACUCCUCUGCUACCCCCUCCCCCUCCUCCCCCCACAGACAGAAGCUUCCCGUUGCCCUAAAGAAGCCCAAGAUCAUGCCCCCGCCCUUGCUGAGAACAAACCAGACAGACACACCACCACCACCACCCCCACCCGUAUUGAUAGGUACACCUCCAGAGCCCUCCGUCCCAGAGACACCACCCUCACUUGGGAUAAACCUGUACCGGCCAGAGAUACAGACCCAGCCAGAGACACAGACCCAGACAGAGUCUCAACAACCCAUAGAGAGGACGACCAAGCCCCAGACAGAGUCUCAACAACCCAUAGAGAGGACAACCAAGCCCCAGACAGAGUCUCAACCAGAGCCAGAGACAGCAUACCCCUUCCUGAAGUUCUUCCAGUCACAAUACUGUGUACCAGAGCUACCACCAAGCCCCUGUCCUCCAGCACCCCCUGUACCAGAGUUACCACCAAGGCCCUGUCCUCCAGAACCCUGUGUACCAGAGUUACCACCAAGGCCCUGUCCUCCAGAACCCUGUGUAGCAGAGUUACCACCAAGGCCCUGUCCUCCAGAACCCUGUGUACCAGAGUUACCACCAAGGCCCUGUCCUCCAGAACCCUGUGUAGCAGAGUUACCACCAAGGCCCUGUCCUCCAGAACCCUGUGUACCAGAGUUACCACCAAGCCCCUGUCCUCCAGAACCCUGUGUAUCAGAGCCACAGCAGGAGUCCUGUCCACUGGAGAUGAAGACAGAGACAGAGAGAGAGGACGAGACAGAGAGAGAGGACGAGACAGAGAGUGAGACAGACACAGAGAAAGAGGUAGACACAGAGGCAGAGAGAGAGACAGAGAGAGAGGCAGACACUGAGAGAGAAGCAGCUCCCAGACAGCCACAGAGAGUACCGGUGCCAUACACAGAGCUGGGGAGAUCAGAACCAGAGGAAAUUUGGGUGAUGCAGGAGGAAGAAGAGAAGGAGGAGAGAGAAAAUUGGCAGAAGCUGGAGAGAAGAGAGGAGGAGGGUGAAGAGGAAGACAGACAGAGGGGAGCGAUUGAGGAGGACAGCAAUGAUUUUGAAAGCUUUUCUCUGGAAGAGAGGAGAGACUCUCUGAGCAGUCCUCUGUCUACUGACAGCCUGAAAGGGGCGCUACUCCUGCCAGAUCUGUUCAUCCAAGAGGACGAGGGGGAACUGGGGGAAGAAAGGAUGGAGUGGGAGGAGAGGAAGGAGUGGGGGAAGAGGGAGGAGAGGUGCAGCCUGGACACAGAUGGGGCCAGCAGCUCCACAGGGUCCCUGACCUCCAGAGAAGACAAUGGUGAGGUGUUUGAUAUUUCUUCAGUGGAGAAGAUGGUGACACCACCACGGACUACUGAAGACCUGUUUGCUGCCAUACACAGGUCUAAGAGGAAAGUUCUUGGGCGCAGGAACUCUGAGGAAGACCGAUGCCGUGUCUUUCCCCUCUCCUCCUCCUCUUCUUUCUCCUCCUCUCCUCCAGUGACCCCUCCAGGCCCUAGCCCCGCCCAUCUGCAACCUCUUGAGGUGUUAGGAUCCAGUAAGGUGAUAGGUCAUAGGUUAGGGGUCAGCAGCAGCAGUGACAGCUUCAAGGCUCUGCUCUUGAGGAAGGGAAGUCGCAGCGACCCUGCAACGCGCAUGUCUGCAGCCGAGAGACUCCGCAGUACUGCCCCCAAACACAUGAUGGCGACAACACAUAGCCAGAGCUCACAGAGCCAGAGCUCACAGAGCCUGCGCUCACAGAGCCAGCGCUCACAGAGCCAGCGAUCACAGAGUCAGCAAUCACAGAGCUCACAGAGCCUGCGCUCACAUUGCUCACACAGCCUGCGCUCACAGAGCCUGUGCUCACAGAACUCACAGAGCUCACAGAGCCAGAGCUCACAGAGCCAGCGCUCACAGAGCUCACAGAGUCAGAGCUCACGGAGCUCACCAAGCCAGAGCUCACAGAGUCAUCCCUUGUCAGACAUACACUUGCAGCUUGGAGUGGAGUCACACACUCACACCCCUCAGCCCUUUGCACAAACACACCAGCUAAUGACGCUACACCUACCCCAGCCCCAGUACACACACAGACACAUGAGGAGGGCAGAGUGGGCACUCACUGAGGGCACGCUCCCUCUCUCCUCCCUGUCCUCCCCCACAUACCCCUCCUCCCCCUCUCUUUGGGGGUGGCGACCCCCCCGCUCCCCCACUCCUCCUUGCUCAGCCAGCCGGCGUUUCGCUGCCCGCAGCCGACUACACAGCAGCCCCAUGACUGCCAUCUCGGAGCGGGAAGGGGAGGGCGAAUCAAUGGAGGGCGAUGGGUUGGCCGUGACCAUCGGACUGGGCCGCGAUUCCUGCAAGACUUUUGGAUUGGUCGAGCUCACUGACGGACGUGCCGAGGCCACCAACGGCAGCCUUGAUUGGCAGCAGAGCAGGUCUAUGGAGACACACAACGUCUUGUGGGUUGGCUAGAGCACCAGACUGGUGAGUCGCUGUCCUACUCAUAUACCCAGGACAGAAGCUUCAGUCCAGGAUCUAGGAGACUUUAUGUAUCCUGCACCUGGGGAAAUUGUUGGAAGUCGAACACUGUCUCAAAAAAAACCUACCAUCCACCAGACUGGCUAUUGUACGGGACAGUGGAGGCUGGUGAGCGCAGCAAUAGGAGGAUGGGCUCAUUGUAACGGCUGGAAUGGAAUUAGUGGAGCGGAGUCAAACGUGUGUUUUCCAUGUGGUUCAUGUCUUUGAUACCAUUCCAUUUAUUUCAUUCCAGCCAUUACAAUGAGUCCGUCCUCCUAUAUCACCUUCCACCAGCCUCCGCUGGUACAAGAUGAUUGUCUCUGUUAAUAGAUUAUUGGAUAACAUGAAUGUUGUUUUUGUCUCUGUUGUUUCAGUGUUGUAUCUAGUUUUAGUAUGCAGCAGUAGCCAUUUUUGAGAUUAAGAAAGCAACAUUGUAUUAUAUUAUUAAAAUAUAUAAAAAAAAUAAAAAAUGUAUUUUGAGGUUCCAGUUACCAAAGACAAACUGUCACUCCCAGUGAAGCAACUGCUGCAGUGGGCAUGUCUGAGAAUGUCUCUUUUGAUUGUGAUUGGCUUAUUGUUUGGAAUCAUGAUUGUGAUUGGAAGGAAUGUAAUCUGCUUAAGUUAUCCUAUAGUUAUAUUAUUUGAUACUUAAAUGCUCUUUCAAACAAAUCAGAUCAAAUGUUAUUGGUCACGUACACAUAUUUAUCAGAUGUUAUUGAGGGUGUAGCGAAAUGCUCGUGUUCCUACUGUAGCUCCGACAGUGCAGUAAUAUCUAACAAUUUACAACAAAACACACAAAUCUAAAAGUAAAAUAAUGAAAUUAAGAAAUGUAUAAAUAUUUCAUGAAUUAAAUCAUCUUAUUUAGUUUUCUGACAUUAGACAUAAUUUGAUUGAGUGUUUUUUUAAAUUAAAUGUACUACGUGUUUUACUUCCCUCAUCUCACUAUAAAGUAUCUUCUGUCUCAUUUAUUUUUACUUGUACCUUUAAUACCUGGACUUUGUACAUUUUUAUAACAGUUUGAUUUUGUGUCCUACGAGUUUUCUAGUGAUUUCAUUUGAGAACUGUGAAGACAAUGGGAGUCCCAUUGUAUAUAGGUUAUCUGGAUUAGCCCUGGUGCUAGAUAUGGGUUUAGGGCCUUAGAGGUUAGAGAUAAAGUGUGUACAGAUUGUGUUUAGAGGGCAGAUGUGACAUAUCUAUAGGGAUAAAGUCAGGUGAACGAUAGACAGAGAUUAGAGGUGGAGUGGUUAUGGGGGAAGGAUAGAUAGAAGAACAAGUAAAAUAUGGAGAAAGAGAGAGGGGGUAGAGUGUGAGGUGAUAAAGAGUAGGAGAGAGGAGAGAGGGGUAGAGUGUGAGGUGAUAAAGAGUAGGAGAGAGGAGAGAGGGGUAGAGUGUGAGGUGAUAAAGAGUAGGAGAGAGGAGAGAGGGGUAGAGUGUGAGGUGAUAAAGAGUAGGAGAGAGGAGAGAGGGGUAGAGUGUGAGGUGAUAAAGAGUAGGAGAGAGGAGAGAGGGGUAGAGUGUGAGGUGAUAAAGAGUAGGAGAGAGGAGAGAGGGGUAGAGUGUGAGGUGAUAGAGAGUAGGAGAGAGGAGAGAGGGGGUAGAGUGUGAGGUGAUAAAGAGUAGGAGAGAGGAGAGAGGGGUAGAGUGUGAGGUGAUAAAGAGUAGGAGAGAGGAGAGAGGGGUAGAGUGUGAGGUGAUAAAGAGUAGGAGAGAGGAGAGAGGGGUAGAGUGUGAGGUGAUAAAGAGUAGGAGAGAGGAGAGAGGGGUAGAGUGUGAGGUGAUAAAGAGUAGGAGAGAGGAGAGAGGGGUAGAGUGUGAGGUGAUAAAGAGUAGGAGAGAGGAGAGAGGGGUAGAGUGUGAGGUGAUAAAGAGUAGGAGAGAGGAGAGGAGAGAGGGGUAGAGUGUGAGGUGAUAAAGAGUAGGAGAGAGGAGAGAGAUGGAUGUACAGACUGAGGAGAAGGAUGAAUGAUGAGUUGAAUAAAGUAUAUUAUAACAGA